AUGCGGAACAUCCGCGAAUGUAUGCCAUCUCGAUUCGCAAGCGAGGCAAGGAUUGUCAUCCGGAAACAGAAGGCGCUCGCCGGCGAUGCGCACUUCCACCGCAUGGGCUGGCGCGGGCUUGCCCUCAUCCUCAUCGUCGAGGCUGUCGCCCUCGGCGCCCUGUCCCUCCCGCAGUGCUUUGCCGUGCUCGGCAUCGUGGCGGGCACCAUCGUCUCCGUCGUCUUUGGCCUGCUCGCCAUCGUCGCCGGCCACAACGUCGGCGCCCUCAAGUGCAAGUUCCCACACGUGCGCAGCUACGCCGACGCCGGCGCCGUGCUCUUUGGCAAGAUGGGCUUCGCCAAGGCGGGCUACGAGUUUGUCUAUGCCGUCUUCCUCCUCGAGCUCAUCUUCGUCUCCGGCUCGCACUGCCUCACGGGCACCAUUGCCUUCAACGACCUCACCAACAAGGGCGCCUGCGGUAUCGUGUUCGGCGUCGUCUCCGCGAUCAUCCUCUUCGCCGUCUCCGCGCCCGCCAGCUUUGCCGACAUGGCAUUCCUCUCCUUUGUCGACUUCGCGUCCAUCAUCGCCGCCAUCGGCAUUACAAUCAUCGCCACAGGCAUCCAGGCCAACCAGGCCCAGGGCGGACUCUCGGCGGUCAACUGGUCGUGGGCGCCCAAGGAGAAUGUCUCGCCCCAUGAGGUCUUUGUCGCCGUGGUCAACAUCAUCCUCGCGUACACGUUCACGCUCUGCCAGUUCUCCUUCAUGGACGAGAUGCAUACCCCCGAGACAUACGGCAAGGCUGUCUGGACUGCGGGCCUUGCCGAGAUUGUCAUCUACACUCUCACCGGCACUCUCGUGUACGCGUUUGUCGGUGCCGAUGUCGAGUCCCCUGCUCUGCUCUCUGGCGGCCCGACAAUCAGCAAGAUUGCGUUUGGUGUGGCUCUGCCCGUCAUCUUUAUCAGCGGCGCCGUCAUCACCCAAACAGCAGCGCGCCUCGUCCACGGCCGCAUCUUCGCGAACCGGGUCGAGCGCUACGUCAACACCCCUCGCGGCUGGAUCACCUGGCUCCUGACCGUCUUCGUCAUCGUCGCCGUCGGCUGGGUCAUCGCCGAGGCCAUCCCGUUCUUCAGCAACCUCGUCGCCCUCAUCUCGAGCCUGUUCAACUCGGGCUUCGCGCUGUACCUGCCCGCGCUCAUGUGGUUCACCGUGCUGCGCGAGGGGCCCUGGACGAGCAGGGAGAACUUGAUGAAGGGGUUCGUCAACGGGCUGAUGCUCGUCAGCGGUGUCGUUGUGCUCGUGGGUGGUACCUGGGCUUCCAUUCAGAGCAUCAUUGACGACUACAGGGAAGGCGCCGUUGGAGGCUCGUUUACAUGCUCGUAG
This is a messenger RNA of Microdochium trichocladiopsis, 1359 nucleotides long. Its product is annotated as N amino acid transport system protein. The record is from RefSeq and is a predicted model, not a curated record. NCBI's taxonomy places the organism in Eukaryota, Fungi, Ascomycota, Sordariomycetes, Xylariales, Microdochiaceae. The coding region runs from base 1 to 1359 and encodes 452 amino acids. Gene Ontology annotation, biological process: amino acid transmembrane transport. Gene Ontology annotation, cellular component: vacuolar membrane. The transcript is spliced from 5 exons. Gene Ontology annotation, molecular function: amino acid transmembrane transporter activity.